GAAAAGCACCGCCUCACUCCUUGCAAAAAUGGCGACCGAGGGUGAUGUGGAUUUGGACCUGGAAGCCGACGAAAACUGCACUGGGAAGCCAGCAGAAAAGCCUCGUAAACAUGACAGCGGUGCCGCCGAUUUGGAGAGGGUCACUGAUUAUGCGGAGGAGAAAGAAAUAUCUAGUUCCGAUUUACAAACGGCCAUGUCAGUAAUCGGAGACAGAAGGUCACGAGAACAGAAAGCCAAACAAGAGAGAGAAAAAGAGUUGGCCAAAGUCACUAUCAAGAAAGAGGACGUGGAGUUAAUUAUGUCAGAGAUGGAAAUUUCGAGGUUCGCAGCAGAGCGCAGUCUGAGGGAACACAUGGGCAACGUGGUGGAAGCUCUUGUGGCUCUAACCAGCUGAGCACGCACAUGUAUGCACAGGACUCUUUCAUCGCUUUUGUUCAGACCAAUUUCGAUAGGAUUGAAUUCCUCAAAUUCAAUGUAAUGAUCAGGGGGAAAGUUUUCACAAUAAAAUAUUUUGAAGACCUAU
Hippocampus zosterae (dwarf seahorse) is the source of this 523-nucleotide messenger RNA. RefSeq names its product huntingtin interacting protein K (gene hypk). The coding region runs from base 29 to 394 and encodes 121 amino acids. Gene Ontology annotation, biological process: negative regulation of apoptotic process; protein stabilization. NCBI's taxonomy places the organism in Eukaryota, Metazoa, Chordata, Actinopteri, Syngnathiformes, Syngnathidae. The transcript is spliced from 4 exons. The record is from RefSeq and is a predicted model, not a curated record.